AUGGCUUCUACCAUGCCCCCCGUUCCCGCAAAGGACGACGUUAAAGCAACAUGGGCCUACCUCGAAGCCGGCGUCGACAAGAUCAUGACCGACCUCCGCGGCGGCAUGGACAUGAAGACCUACAUGGGUCUGUACACGGCUAUCCACAACUUCUGUACGGCACAGAAGGCAGUCGCCGGCACGUCAUUUACAUCGCACAACAACCGCGGCGGCGCCCACCUGCUGGGAGAGGACCUCUAUCAGCACCUGAUCGAAUACCUGAGGACGCAUCUCAAGGGUGUACAGGCGCGGUCCAAGGAGCACGUCGACGAGGCGCUCCUGACCUUCUACAUCAAGGAAUGGAACCGCUACACGACGGCCGGGCAGUACAACAACCAUUUGUUCCGAUACCUGAAUCGACAUUGGGUAAAGCGUGAGAUGGAUGAAGGUAAGAAGAACAUCUAUGACAUCUACACACUGCACUUGGUGCGGUGGAAGGAGGACAUGUUCGCCGGCACACAAGAGUCCGUAAUGCGCUCAGUCCUCAAGCUCGUCGAGAAGCAGCGGAACGGUGAGACUAUAGAACAGUCACACAUCAAGUCGGUCGUCGACUCGUUCGUCUCCUUAGGUCUUGAUGAGGCUGACAGCUCGAAAUCGACUCUGGAUGUCUACAAGCAGUACUUCGAGAAGCCCUUCUUGGCGGCCACAGCACAGUACUACGACAACGAAUCUAAGCAGUUCUUGGCGGAGAACAGCGUCGUCGAAUACAUGAAGAAGGCAGAGGCUCGUCUAGAUGAAGAGAAGGACCGCGUGCCGCUCUACCUGCUCAACGACAUCAUGUCACCGCUCAUGCGCACCUGCGAGCAGGCUCUCAUCACGAACCACUCGCUGGCUCUCCGCGAGGAAUUUCAGAGCCUCUUGGACCAUGAUAAGCAGGAGGACUUGGGCCGCAUGUACAAGCUCCUGGCGCGCAUCCCCGAGGGUCUGGACCCACUCCGCACCCGCUUCGAGACGCAUGUUCGGAAGGCUGGUCUCUCUGCAGUGGAUAAAAUCUCCGGGGAGGGCGACAAUGUGGAGCCCAAGGUCUACGUCGAUGCGCUGCUAGAGGUCCACACCCAGUACCAGGAUCUUGUGAACCGAGCAUUCAACGGCGAGUCGGAGUUUGUGCGGUCGUUGGACAACGCAUGCAGGGAGUUCGUUAACCGCAACAAGAUCUGCAAGUCCGGCUCCAACAAAUCGCCUGAGCUUCUCGCUAAGUACACCGACACGUUGCUCAAAAAGUCUAGCGCGAAGAUGAACGAGGAGGACAACAUGGAGAAGCUCCUGACCCAGGUCAUGACUGUCUUCAAGUACAUAGAGGACAAGGACGUCUUCCAGAAGUUCUACUCGCGGAUGCUGGCCAAGCGUCUGGUGCAGACUACCUCUGCGUCCGACGAUGCUGAGACCACCAUGAUCUCGAAGCUCAAGGAGGCCUGCGGUUUCGAAUACACGAACAAGCUCCAACGCAUGUUCCAGGACAUCCAGAUUUCCAAGGACCUCAACGCCAAUUACAAAGAGUUUCUAGAUAAGAAUCUAGACCCAGAGGAUGUCAAGACCAACAUCGACGCUACAUACAACAUCCUUGGUGCCGGUUUCUGGCCGCUGAACCCACCUAGCACGCCGUUUACGCCACCUCAGCAAAUCGUGCAGACGUAUGAACGCUUCGUACGCUUCUAUAACAACAAGCACCAAGGCCGCAAGUUGUCAUGGCUGUGGCACCUGUCCAAGGGCGAGAUCAAGGCCAACUAUUGCAAGGUCCAGGGUCAGAAGGCUUCCCCAACUUUCCAGGUCUCAACCUAUCAGAUGGCCAUCCUGUUACUGUUCAACGACAGCGACACAGUCGCCUACGACGAGAUUGCCGAGGCUACGAAACUUGGCAAGGAGACCCUGGACCCAUACCUUGGUGUCUUCAUGAAGGCCAAGAUCCUCACGGCCGAACCUGAGGGUGCUAAGCCGGAGUCUGGCACCUCAUAUAAGCUCAACAUGAACUUCAAGGCGAAGAAAAUCAAGAUGAACCUUAACAUUUCUAUCAAGGGCGAGCAGAAGCAAGAGGCCGAGGAUACGCACAAGACUAUUGAAGAGGACCGAAAACUGCUCAUGCAGUCGGCCAUCGUGCGUAUCAUGAAGUCUCGCAAGAAGAUGAAACACCAGCAGCUCGUCUCGGAGACCAUUCAGCAAAUCAAGAACCGCUUCAUGCCCCGCGUUCCUGACAUCAAGAAGUGCAUCGAUAUCCUCCUCGAGAAGGAGUAUCUGGAGCGUCUGGAGGGCGACGAGCUCGGUUACCUCGCAUAA
This is a messenger RNA of Trematosphaeria pertusa, 2310 nucleotides long. RefSeq names its product Cullin-domain-containing protein. The transcript is spliced from 5 exons. Lineage: Eukaryota; Fungi; Ascomycota; Dothideomycetes; Pleosporales; Trematosphaeriaceae. Gene Ontology annotation, biological process: protein ubiquitination; SCF-dependent proteasomal ubiquitin-dependent protein catabolic process. Gene Ontology annotation, molecular function: ubiquitin protein ligase binding. The coding region runs from base 1 to 2310 and encodes 769 amino acids. Gene Ontology annotation, cellular component: SCF ubiquitin ligase complex. The record is from RefSeq and is a predicted model, not a curated record.